AUGGCUGGGAACAUCCACGGUGCUAUGAAUACUGAGCAGAUGAUGAUCUAUGAGAGUGGCCAGGCAGUGGUGAGUGGCCUUCCGCCAAGCUAUGCGCGGUCGACCGAGCGUCUGCGUUCUCAGCAGAGUGGCCGGCGACGACUUUCUCACCUCGCACCUCAGAUGUUUCGCCAAGGGGACACGAUGGUCGGUAAGGAGGAGUCGCCAGACUCAUCGAGGCAGACUUCUGCCAGGAACACGAACCCGGUCCCGGCGAUCAAUGUAGGACCAGGAGCCACGGCGGCCAGGUUCCACGGCUCUCAGUCGUCUGCGCGAGGUGAGCACGUUGGAGCACUUCAGCGCAACUAUACGGCCCCGGAGUAUCAGCGAGGAGCUCGAGGAGCCUCAAACAAUGGAAGCUACGGCAGACGGGGCCAUGUCCACUCCAGGAACUCGUCCAUGAAUCAGUCGGCACAGUUGAUGUCCCCGCCCCGUAUUGGCGGCUCGUGGGCUGGCGGCCGCGGCAGGGGACGACACCGCGGGGGCUACUCGGGCCAUCGAGGCUCUUCUUCCAACUACAUGCCUCCAUACGGCGGAAAUCCGUACGAGUACAGUGGCUUCGAGGGCCGCGCGCAGGCGCAGCUGCAGUCUGGUCCGCAGAACGAAGCCCAUGCGCAGGCGGGAUGCCGGAACGAGAACGCCGGUGGCGGAAGGUUCAGCUACAAGCCUUGCAGCUGCUAUAAGUGCAACGUCAACAACCGGAGCGUCAUGGUACGCGUCGAUGAGAGGCCCGAUACUCCCAUCAUGGAAGUCCAGUCCAGGAUCAAAUACGGCCUGGGGGAGCGCUUUGGCGAGGUCGACGCCGUGUUUCCGACUGAGCUCCAAGACGGCAUUGGCUUCCUUGUCCGGUUCCGCUACGAGUCGUCAGUUCCCGAUGCCCUGGCCUUUGGCUCCGGCGAGAUCCACCACUGGAACAUGUCUGUGGCCAUCAGCGCCGCCAUGAAGUCCAAAUGGGUCAACACGACGUGGCCUCAGGCGGUGCAGAACACCGGCUAUCAGCCCAUGCAGGCGCAAUAUCAGCCGGCGAUGCCGAUGCCAAAUCAUCCUCCGAUGCCGUUCGGUUAUCAGAACAUGGUCCCCUCUCACGCCCCGUAUCCCACGAUGCCCGAUUUCGGUAGGACGCAGCCUCAGCCUCCCUUCGUGCCCAUCUAUGAGCACGCUGGCAUGUUUCCGCUCCCCGCUUACCCUGUCUAUCCAGUUCCGCUUCAGGCUCCCGUCGUGGCCGAUCCUUUCGCGAGCGGUCCGCAGCAUGCCCCUGCUGUUGCCGUCACGAGCUACGACACACAGCUUCACCAUGCGAACAAGGCUACCGAGCAUCGCCCGAACCUCGCGCAGUCCGCUUUUGAGCAUCAGGUGCCUUAUGCCCUGACUUCGACCAAGCAACAUCAGGGUGUCUCGGAAACGGCCACGGCUCAAUCCAAGCCGCCCUGCGAGGAAGCCUUGGAUGACCUUAACCGCCAGGGCAAUCCGUCCGUGACGACCCCCGAGUCUGCAGGGGCCACUGCAUCUCCCAGCAAGGCUCGGGUGGUGCUGCCGGCACCUACAACCCCAACCAUGGCGACAAAGGGUGGUCGAAGUGAGCGCGCGAAAGAGCACUAUGGAGAGCCCGAAGAACCUGAACGCGGUCAGGGCUAUCAGGACACGAAGCGAGCUGCCAGGGACGCCGCUCCGGGAACGCCGACCCCGAAGCAGAAACGGUCCAAGGAGCCUGAGAUGGACCCUUCCAAAGAGAAUGCCGAUAGUAAAGACGCGCAGUCGCCUACUCCUGGCGCUUCCAAAGACUCUGCCCCUGAUGUCGUUGGCAACAAACAGGAAACCAAGCCAGCGGCCCCGCGACGCGCCCCCAGCAUUUUCACGGAAGAUCAAAUCAAAAUCAGGAAGCGACUUUGGGAUAGGAUUCCCAUGCCGCUGGAUCCUCUCAAGGCAAAGAAGCCGGUCGACGCGUCCGGCGGCCCGGCGCCAACUCCAGCCGCUGAGAAAAAUGCCACCGCAAAGGGCCAGGAGUCCGCAGGAAGUGAGCCAGAGUUUGUGCGGUGGAUCGAAGUGCGAUCUACUAACAGGGUGGGCAAAGACGAAGGAGAAGCCCCCGUGAAGAGCUCCGACGUGGUCAACCCCAACUUGCCUGCUCGUGCAUCCUCAUCUAGUACCGCAGACUGGGAAAAGCUCGAUCCGACAGAGCCCAGCGGCGGCAUCCACAGAGACUCGCACUCGUCGCAGAACCUUGGAGAUUCCAGCGGCAUGACGGCUCAGAGCUCUGCUCCGAUGUCGUCGCAGCAUUCGCAUGGACCUGCUGGCCGUGGUCGCGGUCACUUCCGGCAGCAGUCACGAGGCCGGCGACACCACCCGUCCCAACCCAUGUCUGGCAGAUCCUCGCGUCAGAGCAGCCAUUCCAACCAGAGCGGCGCAUUUGACAGCGAAUCUCAAGGUGCUCAUUCUCGUCAGGCGUCGCAGAGCGGCCCCGGCAUUACCGAGAGCGGAAACAGUGCUGCUGAUGGCCGGGGAAGCAUUCGCAAGAAGAGAAACCCCAAGAAGAAGAGCAGAGGUAUGGCGUCUUCCACAUUCGUGCCCAUGCAAGAGGCUCCUGAAGCCCAUCAGCCACAUGGCGACGGCGCACCAGGACCAGCCGCCGCCGGCAUCAACCAAGGCGGAGACGACAUGGCUUCUCAUGUCGCCGCCCAGUCUAUGUCUCGCCCUCUGCCGGGAUCGAUGGGACCUCCCACGAAGCUUCCAAUUCGCACUCGCAACGUUCCCACCGUGGGCGACCAGAUCUCCAGUCCCAGUCAGGAGAGUCACAGCCAGGGGCAGGCCAGCGGAAGCCAUCCCGGCCCGGCGCAGCCCCAGCAGAGCCGGCACCACUAUCGCUCCGACGCAGGUGGCUCCCUGCGCAUGAACAAGAGCCGUCGCGGUCGUGUCCAGCAGCAGCUCUUUGACGCACCGCCGACUGCCGAGCAGACUGACGGUGCGCAACCUCCUCCUACGCCCCACGCACCAACCACGGCGCAGAGCCUCGACGCUGAAGCCCAGCAAAGCGUCGGCUCCCCGCAAGGCGGCGGACAACAACAGCAGCAGAGCUACGCCUCCUCCCCUGGUGGCGAAAGCCCAGCAAAAGUCAUCCUGCUGAACCCCCGCGCCGAGGCAUUUGUGUCUCCGCGCCUGCCGACCGUCGACGCGGAGAAGAAGGAGGCCCAUGUCGAAGGAGAAAAGAUCGAGGGCGAGUCGAAGCCACAGAACGAGUAGGAAAAGAGCCCCACGACUUCCUCUACCGCGACCCUGGCUUCUGGAUCGCCGCCCAAAACGAUGGCAGAGGAGGACCUGAGCGUGGAAGAGUGGCCAGCGCUGCCCGUCAGCGCGGAUGGCUCGCCGGCCAGGGACCAGGCUGGAGAAGCUGAUGUGGAGGACGGCGCGGAGUGAGAGGCGGUGGUCUGUGUAUUGAGUCAAUGUUGGUCGUGAGGCGUGGGAGGUUGCGCGGUGGAUGUAGACGGGUGGACGCGGGGUGACGGUGGAGAUGAGAUGCUCGCGCGAGCGGCCUUGGCUCUUGUGCGGGUGGUGGGUGUUAUAGGAUGGAGGAGUACUGUAACUCGAAAAAAAAUUGUUUGAGUC
Purpureocillium takamizusanense is the source of this 3639-nucleotide messenger RNA. RefSeq lists its product as uncharacterized. The transcript is spliced from 3 exons. The record is from RefSeq and is a predicted model, not a curated record. The coding region runs from base 1 to 3276 and encodes 1091 amino acids. NCBI's taxonomy places the organism in Eukaryota, Fungi, Ascomycota, Sordariomycetes, Hypocreales, Ophiocordycipitaceae.